Messenger RNA from Vigna umbellata (rice bean), 1612 nucleotides. RefSeq lists its product as uncharacterized. The record is from RefSeq and is a predicted model, not a curated record. Gene Ontology annotation, cellular component: chloroplast. NCBI's taxonomy places the organism in Eukaryota, Viridiplantae, Streptophyta, Magnoliopsida, Fabales, Fabaceae.
CAUAAGUCUGAUUUGGAUUGUGCACAACAUCCGUAAUUUGAACCGUGCGAUAAAGUACUAACAUAGUUCUAUCUUUCUAAUAAAAAUGUCUCCUUCCCCUUGUACAGAUAAUGUCCAGAAAACAAGAGGUCCAAAAUACUGGAAGCCUGCGCAACUAAAAUUCUGGUCCUGAAGAGCCCCCUUUCUCCCUUGGUUCCCUUGAUUGUUUUCCAACCCAUACAAUGCAAACACAUGCUUCCACUGUCAUGAAAAGAUGAUUGCCCUCAAAUUCAUUCAUCCUUCCACUCCUACCAAUAUCAAGUAUAAUAUCCACAGCAGCAGAAUCCUCAACACAAAAGGUUAUACUAUAUGUCUCUGCAAGUCCAAUGAAUCUGAUUCUCAAGCUCCCCAACCAGGAGAUAUACGUAAACAAGAACUGCUAGCACAAAUUGCCAUUCUUCAAACUCAAAAAGUCCGACUCACAAAUUAUCUAGACGAUAGAUCUGCAUAUUUAGCCAAAUUUGGUGAAGAAGCCAAGGCUGAGUUUGACAAGAUUGGAGAAGAUGCCCUCCAAGAAUUAGAUGAAGCUAGUGCCAGAAUAACAGCAAACAUAGAGAGCCAGAAGGUAGAGUUUGAGGAAUCUGCAGAACUCUUCAGACAAGAGAUUAAGGAGCGCGAAAAGGAACUGCAUGAAUUUGAAGUUCAAAUGGAGGAUGGAAGAAACGAAGGGCUAUUCUUUAAGAACCUUAGAAAGAAAGCACCUGUUGACAUAGCAAAAGCUAAAGAGGAGGCGGAAAAAAUAAAAAAUGUAACCAGAGAAAAAGCUGGUAGCAGAACAAGAAAAGGCAUUUACCUCUUCUUUAUUGGCCUUCUUACCUUUGCAAUAGUUGAUUCUAUUGCCUCACCAUCAACUGAUUGGAGGAAGGAAGCAGUUCUUGGAGCUAUUGUUCUGGCUUUAGUUUCUCAGCUCAUCUAUGAACAGUCGAUGUCAUCAGAAACUGGAAAAAUAAGAAAGGCCAAUACUGAAGAGAAAAAGAACUGAAGUUCAAUUUUUUACUGAGAUUGACUGCGAGUUUCUGGGAAAUACAAUUAUUAAAGGAUAUUGCAUGAGCAAUAAACCCAGGUGGAAGCUUAUAACUUGGGCCUGAUAACAUCAUGCAGCUUUGUUUUGGCAUCAACAACAACAGAUAUUGGUUAUAUAACUACAAUCACCAAAAUCUGGGCAACUGGGUUACCGUGCGAUGCUUUUCUUUCAUAUCUUUUGUUAAAACAGAAAAACAUACUUUUAUCAUCAUCCUAGCUUUUAGAAAUGUACAUUUGGAAGCUAACUUGUAUCUCUGUAUCUCCUGUCAUAUAAACAAUUAACGAGAACUAAUAACUACAAAAUGUUACUAAUUUCUGUACAGCUUAACAGCAUGGCUAAUCAAUUAGAAAAGUAUAGUAAUUGCUGCCUGAAAUUCCCAAUAAGGCCUGAGGCAGAUAAAUAUCCCAAAAAUCCAAACAAAUUACCCUUUUCUGUUCAGUCAACUCCAAAAUUUAGGCAUCCUAGAGACAAGCUGCAUUGCACCCAAGUACCUAAUACCGUAAUGUGCCUGUGUAUUAGAUGUAGUCCAUCGCCAGCAGCUGUUUGCCC